This is a messenger RNA of Vigna umbellata (rice bean), 498 nucleotides long. RefSeq names its product chaperone protein dnaJ 20, chloroplastic-like. The record is from RefSeq and is a predicted model, not a curated record. NCBI's taxonomy places the organism in Eukaryota, Viridiplantae, Streptophyta, Magnoliopsida, Fabales, Fabaceae. Gene Ontology annotation, cellular component: chloroplast.
CAUACUGAAAAGCAAACCAGAGUCCCCAAUACUACACAAUCAAUUAGAAUCAGAGCAAUGGAUGUUCUCAGAUUCACCUCAAACCUUAGCACCACUCACAUGCUUCCACUCUCCAAAAGACAUCAAACACAACAUCCUCGUAUGAAGUUUUCCGUUUCAUGCAGAGCCACGAAACAGCAGACGUGUGUGGAGGAGAACUUGUACAAGGUACUAAGUUUGAGUCCCAUGAGUGCGACCACAGAUGACAUAAAGAAAGCGUACAGAUCAAUGGCUCUUCAGUUCCACCCCGACGUGUGCCAUGACGGUUCCAAGAAAGAAGAGUUGACGAGGAUGUUUGUGCAGCUCAACGCCGCCUACACCACCUUGUCCAACCCACAGCUUCGAGCGGAUUAUGAUUAUGAGUUGGGUUUGAGAAACAAGAAAAGUGUGGGUGAUGAGAGCUGGAGAUGUAGGUGGCAGGAGCAGGUGGUUGGGUUGAAGAGAAGGUCUCACACGCGU